AUGGUAGCGGAAGUGAAUCUGGAGAAGCGUGAGGCCAUCCCCGGCAUCGGAUAUUAUCCACAUGAGCCAAUUUCAACUGGUGUAAGUUUUUUUGGACGUUUUUAGUAGUGUAAUAGCUUGUAAAAUUUAUUUCUUGAAUUUUAGACCACUCUGAUCGCUUGUGAAUUUGAAGGCGGCGUUGUUGUUGGUACUGAUGCUCGAACGAGUGCUGGGUAAGGAAUUUUAUUUGUUGUUUGUUCUGUUUCUAGGCACUGGUCAAGAUCUGGUAUAGAAUAGGCGAAGGUAUUUAUGCAGUUCGACGAAUAUUUUAUUUAGAGCAGUAGUUUGAUCUGCUGGAACCACUCCUUGCUUUUUGUGGUGGUUUACAAUUUUUUUGGGACUAAGCAAAAUAAAUUGUUGUUAGAAUUCGUCCAGAAUUGAUAGAGAAUGCGGUUUUGUCAAAGUUUUCUAAAGUGCGAGGAGGGAAUGUACAUUUUUAGCUGUCAUGUCGUAGAAUUCUUCUUUUUGUGUCGUUUACAUGCCUGAAUUUUAGUUAAAAAAUUUCAAUUCAUGGUGAUCUCCACCAGAGAUUUUAUAUCAAAACUUGAUUUUAUUUUUUCAGAAGCUUCAUUGCCUCUCGAGUUACCGAUAAGAUUACUCCGAUCAACUCUCAUCUUGUUGUCUGUCGAUCUGGAAGCGCUGCCGAUACCCAGGCUAUUGCUGACAUUGCCAAGUAUCACAUCGAGCUUUAUGGGUAUGUUUUUCGAGUUUUUUUGAUUUUCUUGGCUUUUAGAACUUCAAAAGACAAGGAUUAUUUGUUCUUUUUGAAGAUUGGAUUGAUAUUUUUGUUAUUCGUGACAUAAAUCUUCCAAUUUUAGAACUAUGGAGAAUGAGCCCGUGACUGUCUACCGAUCGACUCAAAUCUUCCGAAAAUACCUCUAUGACUAUCGCGAUCAGCUCUCAGCCAGUGUGAUUGUCGCCGGAUGGGAUGAAUCAGAAGGAGGACAGAUCUAUGCCAUUCCUUUGGGCGGUUUUACCACACGACAAAGUUUUACUGCUAGUGGAUCUGGUAGUACUUUUGUUACAGGAUUUAUGGACAAGUCAUGGAAGAAGGGAAUGACUUUGGACGAGGUUAAGAAUGUAUGUUUGAAGGAUUUAUAUUGUUUUAGGGGGAUUUUUGAUGGGUUUAGAUGGUCGUACGAUAAAUUUCAGAUUUUGAUUUUAUUUUUUAUAUUAUUUUAGAUAUCAAAUGUUCAAGUUUGAUGUAAUUCUUUCUAAAAUAUUAUUUUCAGCUUGUGAUCACCUCGGUUGGUCUUGCCAUGUAUCGUGACGGCUCCUCCGGUGGUGUGAUUCGUCUAGCCAUCAUCGACAAAACCGGUACCAAACGAGAACUUUACCGUCCAGACGCCUCUCCCAUCUUCCCACAAUUCGAGGUCCCCAAGGUCUAUCCCGCCUUCCCCAAGCACAUUGAACAACACCCAGUGGAGUAG
Messenger RNA from Bursaphelenchus xylophilus (pine wood nematode), 1469 nucleotides. The record is from the annotation of a GenBank genome assembly. Lineage: Eukaryota; Metazoa; Nematoda; Chromadorea; Rhabditida; Aphelenchoididae.